Cylas formicarius (sweet potato weevil) is the source of this 1671-nucleotide messenger RNA. Its product is annotated as chondroadherin-like. Gene Ontology annotation, molecular function: protein binding. The record is from RefSeq and is a predicted model, not a curated record. The coding region runs from base 68 to 1462 and encodes 464 amino acids. Lineage: Eukaryota; Metazoa; Arthropoda; Insecta; Coleoptera; Brentidae. Gene Ontology annotation, cellular component: extracellular matrix. The transcript has 7 exons.
CGAUGACUGAACACGAUAACGAUUUGCGGAUCGGUUUUUGAUGUUGGUGUACGUUUGAUAUAGAACGAUGGGCGGAAUACUCCUGAUAUUGGCAUUGUCCUGCAUCUACACGUGUCGAGCCCAAGAAAUCUACGAAAACUCCAGUGACAUUUGCGGACGGUGCAAGUGUCUGACCGGGCCCCAAUUCGUCCUCGACUGUCGGAACCAGGCGUUCCACCACGUACCCGCAGAAUGGCCCCAACACAAUACCACCCUGACCGCGACUUUCACCCUGAACAACAUCACCACGCUAGAAGUGCUGCCCGACAGCGACCUGGUCAAAAAUUUGAUGUUUGACCAUUGCAGUAUCCAAAAUUUGGACAACGGUGCCUUCAAGGCAGUCAAAAACGUCGUGUUCAUCGAUCUAAGUCACAAUCUUCUAACGACCGAACAAAUAUCGGCAGAGAAAUUCAAAGGUCCGUAUAACGAUAGCGUCUACGAGCCGUUAAAGAUCAAAUAUCUUAAUCUCGCUUACAACAAAAUCCAUAGCUUGCCGCACAACGUGUUCGAACACCUCAGCGACCUGGAAGAACUCAAUCUGGAAGGCAAUCAUUUUAAAUUUCUGGACCAACCAACGCAAAUGGCUCUGUCUGGAUUACCGCACUUAGAAACACUAAACCUGGCAAGGAAUGAUCUCACCGAAUUGGUCGAAGAAGCAAUUCACAAUCUCGAUAACCUGGUCGAGCUGAACUUAGCUUACAACAAAAUAGACUUCGUACCAGAUACGCUGAGUUUGUUGGAAAAACUAGAAACGGUCUACCUGGAUUACACCAUGAUUUUCGAAUUGACCGACGAAUCUUUUUUGGGCGUCAAGAGCCUUAGAGAGAUAUCGCUCACGAACCUGCCGAGGCUCAGCUACGUGAAAGCGAAUACUUUCGCAGGAUUGUCGAACUUGAAAAUCCUCAAACUGUCGGACAACAGAAAUUUGGCGACGAUCGAUAGGGAAGCGUUUGCUCCAAAUCAAAUACUGCAAGAGCUCUAUUUGCACAAUAACUCGUUGAGAGAUUUGGACUUCAACCUCACGCACUGGACGUCCCUGAGGCUGUUUACGUUAGACAACAAUCCUCUCAUAUGCGACUGCGAUCUGUUCGCCAUUGGUCAGCAGCUGAGCUGGGAGAUUACGAGAGAAAAAGACGGACCUCUCUGUCUAGAUCCCGUGACUGGACAAAGCAAGGAGGUUUAUCAUCUCAAAGACGACGUAUGUUUGAUCAGGAAGACGUCCAUCGGAGUGCAUCUAAUCGAAAGCCACUUUUUUACGAUAAGGAUAGUUCUGAUCAGCGCCUCGUUAGUGCUGUGUCUCACAGCGGCGGUAGCCAUUUUCAUAGCGUUCCUGAGAUACCGGAGAUACAAAAUGAAUCUAAACUAUCCCUUCGCGACCCAAGUGAUCUACAAUCCGCUGAAGAAUCCAGGCCCGGCUAUUUGACGCCAUUGUCGAUCGUUUCCCGCGCUGCGUCAUUUUUGACUCGCCCUCGUGUAAAGGUGGUGAUGUUUCUAUCCGAUAGGACGUGUCGUAAGCUCGUUGCUAGUUGUAAGCUUUGUUGCGUGAAUAAUUCGUGCCAUGAAAUGUACUUACUUAAGCAGUAAAACAUAAUUUUAUACUUUUACGUUAUUUCAAUAAAUUUAUACGUAGAA